CAUCAUACAGAGAAAUUAACAGUUCAGUCUUAAUAACAAAUCAUGAAAUAUGCUUUCACACAUCUACUUUUUCAGUGACAGGGUGGAGUUCCUUCACAGUCAUGUUAUUUGUUGACAAGGUUAGAUCAGGAUUUUCGCCAUGGGAUAUUUUAAAUUGAAACCAAGGCUGUAUGCAUAAUUAUAGAAAAAAAAGAUCUCAUUUGAUAGUUUAAUCAUGAUUGUUAGGACUGCAACUAGACGUUUUCAGAUUGGUUAUUUUGUGGGUUGGAUCAGACUCCAUGCUGUGGGCAUGUGACACUUAUAAACAGGAGAUAUUGAGGAACUGGCAUUACUUGUAUGGGUGCUGCUGGCACCUAACAGAAAAUGGUUGACUGAGUGGAACCAGUGUGCUGUCAACCAUGAAAUGAGUAGGGGAAAUUGAAUUCACACUGAAUCUUUAUGAGAACCACAACUAAUUCCUCUUUACUAGAGUCACUUUUCAUGUGCAGCUGAGUACUAGGCAGGAUGUGUUUUCCUUUAUUAUCCCCUCUGGUGAUCUCAUGACAUUAGAGCAGCAGCGUGCGCACAGAAAAUUGCUACUUUAGCUUGUAGAUACAUUUUCUUUUGUCUGGAGGGAUUAUGUGGCUUUAGUCUUUAGACUUUGUACCAUAUUGUGGAUAAAUGAUCAGAUGUUUCCUGCUAUAAAUAAUCUCUUUUGCACUGGAAAUGAGUCUUUGUAAUGUUUUUCUUUUCUUAUUUUGGUGUUUUCUUCCCCUCUCCUCCCCUCUCCUCUCCUCUUGCAGCACACUGAGUGGUGCUCCUAAAAGAAGCCCUAUCAAAUAUUAAACACACCCAUAAAGGCUCUGUUGUCUCCACCCACACACCCAUCGCCACACACGCACACACACACACAGAGGCACACAUGCAAGGAGAGAGCCAGGCAGUAGACAGAUCAACCUCUGAAGUGUCUUCCUGUUCCUGUGCUCUACCUUACUUUCAGUUUAGAUGAUGGUAGAAGCAAAGUGCAGAGUGACUUGGCAGGAUGUAGCUCUUAUCUUAAUGAUUGGACUAGUCAAUAUAAGUUCAGUGAGUUAAGUUGUGUGUGAUUCCAUGCUCCUCCAUGCCUUUUGUUGGCAUCUAAUGGAAGAAAAAGCAACCAUCAGGUCUGCCAUGGUAUCCAGACUGCCUAAAUUUGGAGGACGCUCCUCGACAGGUGGCGCUAGCCCCUUGUCUAAUGGUUCCACACAGCCAGCCACCCCUACCCAGGAUGGUAAGAUCAAUCCCCCAGGAACACACCCAAAUGGCGUGAUCCGUGCCUCUGCUUUUUCCCUGAAGUGGAAGAGAGAUGAGGGCACAACUCCCUCCAGCCCCACCACCCCCACAAGUCCUGGGGACGGAGGUGAAGACAAGGCUCGGACACAGCUUCCCUCAUUGGCAAAGGAGGUAAAGAAUAGCUCUGCAGCAACGCCCAAGAUGCAGAGGUCAGGUUCUUUGAUGGUAGCUGUCUCCAGUCCUAAGGCCAUCCCCAAGCAAUCCUUGAAGAUGAGUCCCAAAGUAGGGAUCAAGCUAGGCCAAAGCCAACUGAAUGGAGGUCCUAAAAUGGGCCAUAAUGGCUCCAACAUUCCUGCUCGAACAGGGUCAGAGUCCCGCCUUGUGCGGCCAAGGUUAGGCUCCAGCUCUCCCAGAAGCAGCUCUCAAGACAGCCUGUCCCAGUCCAGUGACAGCCUGAAGACCUUGGCACUGGACAACAUGGUGCGUUCGAACAGCUUCACUCACUUCAAGCAGAUUCCCUCGCCCACCAGCCAGCCUAUGACACGGUCCUUCUCCUUUAACCGGGCUGUGGAGCUAGCCAAGCCUCUGGCAAACACUCAGCUACGGCCUACUCGGGGUACUUUCCUCAAACCCCCUCAGCUGAGCAAUGGAAGAGUGGGUUUAGGACUCGGAGGCCUGAAUGGCAGCCUUGGAGGUUCAGGAGGUCUAGGUGGAGGACUUGGAGGACUUCAGUACAGUAGAACUCCUCCAGCUUCCUCCUCUCUGCCCACUCUCUCGAUCCCUUCAGCACCCACUACUCCCAGCGCUCUGAAGAAGCCUCUGCUCCCCAGUUGUGUGCUGACCAAGUCAUUGGGCAGCAGUGGGGGGUCUUUGGGGUACAGGCUGGCUCGAUCCGGGCAGGCAAAGCAGCAGAAGCCUUUUUUUCCAGGUAGGGUCAAGGGGGAUAUCAGACCUUUAGCUGCCCCUGAACAUGGAGGGCUUUUAGGGAAAGCAAUAGACAUUGAGCUGACUGGUGAGGCUGAAAAAGCAGACUCACACAGUGACAGUGAUGAAAGCUCUGGAGAUGGAGGAAGAAAAGGAGGAGGAAGUGGUGUGCUUAGACAGAGCUCUGGCCAGGCAGCAGGAGAGACUCUGGAGGACAUGUCCUUAUCUUCUGCCUCAUCUCUAGACAGAGGCGACAUCAGUGAAGAGUUUCUAGAUGACUUUGACAGUGUGGGAGAUGUGUUCAGUGUGGGAGAUGUGUUCAGUGAUAUGCCUGACAACAGGAAAACUGGCAGCACUACUCAAACCUGCCUACAAAGCUUUCUCAAUGAGACCCUUGACUGGGACACAAUGGAUCUGGCAGGACAUAAAGAAGAAAGCCCUAUGCAGGACUCCCAGGGACCACUGGUAUUGUCUCCAGAGCGAAGUGAUGUCCCUCAGGCUUCAUCUGUGGAGCUCUCGCCCUCCAACAGCUCUGGUGGAACCUACAUGUGGGAUGAGGAUGCUCUUGAGCCCUUUGGGGGGCCUGGGACACAUCCAUGUAACAGCUAUGAUGACUCAGAGCUCAACAGCAUGGAUAUCCUGAACAACCUGGACCCUCCGGGAACUGGAGAGUUGGACGAUGAUGACCUCAUGCUGGAUGUGGACCUCCCAGAGGAUGGCUUGCGUGACGCUGACAGGAUGUCCCAUAUUGAGCGCUCAGAGAGGGCCGGACGGCAAGGGCAGCGCCGUAAACACCACCGCUGGAGUGGACCAGAUCACUUCCACAGUGAUAGCAGGGCCCAUGUCUUCCAGCACUAUGAUGGUCUCAAGGCUUCAAGGAUCUCUUCACGGCCCGUCCCCUCUGAAGGCAGGCAGCAUGGUUGCAUGACGAUGCUGGAUGAACUCACACUCGAACACAUGACUCAGGACUGCAGCUCCCUCAAGAACCAGCUGCUCAGGCUCAAAACGUUACUACAGCUUGAGGAUACAGACUCUCAAGCUGAUGUUCCUGAGGAGAUUGAAGAUAAUACAACUGCAUCACAGUUGGAGGAGCUGAUUAAGGAAGUGCAGGUGCUCAGAGAGGAGGUGAGGAGUCGAGACAAGACCAUUGCUCAGCUCACAUUGCAGUGUCAACAGCUACAACAUCAUCAUCAGCGGGACCAAAUGCCUGCUCAAGGACGGCAGUUCAGGUGUCAGUGCCACCACCAGAGGGCUCCCUCUUCACUACGACAGAGCGACAGACAGAGAGACAAAGGGAUGCAGCAUCACUAUGACAAGGCCACCCAGACAUACUGGAGACCACCGAGCCAUGCUCCUCAAAUAUUACAGCCUUUCAACCCCAGCCUCAACGAGCGCCUCCACCAGGGAAGACUAAUAAAAACUCCCCCCACCGAGGACCGCAGUGACCUCACAAGGAGUAGAUCAGAGGAAGGAACCAAUAUAGAUGCUGACCGUCCUCAUGAAGACCUUAUGGCAGAUGUUUCUGGGCCAACAGACCUCGACAAGCUGAGUCAUCUCCUAAAUGCCCAUCUGCACCGCCCAGGCUCUGGGGCACCACAGGGGGUAACUGCCAAAGACAGUCCAGCAUCAGCAGCUCAGUCUGCAGCACAGCAUGAGUGGAGAGCCCCCACUGUGAUACUGCAGAACUCUGGAUCUGCUGGUUCGACUUGCCCUCGCAUGUUUCAGCCUCCUGGCCUUCACAAGCGUGUGUCUCUCCCUGCACUCAAGCCAGGGGGCACUGGUGGCUUUGCCUCUCUGAAGCCGGGGUGUUCCUUAGGGCCUCUGGCUAACCAGACCAAACAGCUGCCCCCUCCGUCUAGAGGCCUUCCCUGCUUUAACGCUGGACCCCAGGUGCAGGCUCGAAGUCUAAGUCGCACUUCACUGCUUCAGCCUUGCAGAACAUCAAAGCCUUGCAGGAAUCUACGGUGCACCAACUCCAGCCUGGAGGAGCCCGACCAGGGGACGCUCAAAGACAAUGGGUCAGCCAAGAUCCUGAUCCCUUUGAGUCGCUCAUGCCUUCCCAAGCCAAAGAUUCCCUGAGGAGCUUAAGCCCACCAAUCAAAACUUAAAACUGUAAUCACUCUGACAUUGAUAUUCAUCCCCUUCUCUCCCCAGCCAUAAUAACAGUGUGAUUGUUUUACCUUUUGAGUGUCAAAGGAACAUACACUAAGCUCAUUAACACAUAUGGACCAUUCAGGGACUGCCUGUGUCGUUGACAUUGGUAUUGUGACUGUUGUAUUGUUUCUAACUUAGCGUCUACAACUCCAGCCUGACUGAGUGAUCGAAAUAUAGUAUGUAGCAGGAUCUUAUCUUCACAACAAUCCACAGUAGCAUAUGGCAGUUUUCAGACUGAGGGAAAUUUAUGAAAGAAAUAAUGUAUAAAUGCCCAGUUUACUAGCUUUGCACAUGCACAUGAAUGCUGCUGAUGCAAAAAAAAGUGUUAACAUUUAGAGAAGUCAGCUUUUUGUCUAUCCCCUGGCUAUUAUUACAUUUUAAAGUCUAAGUUCACUUGUCCUCAAACAGCUGUGCCCUUUGACACACAGGUGCAUGUGGUUUUAAAGAUGGAGGUGAUGUGAAUGUGACCUUUGCAUUGUAAUAGAAGGCCCAGGGGAAGAUGGAGGCAAAAACAAGAAGUGGGAAAGAAAGAAAAAAAUACUAAAAAACAGUAGAAGUGGAAUGGGGGCUACAGACUGAAAAGCAAAUUUGUCAAAGUUCUCUGGAGCUGUCACGUCCAGAAUGAAAACAUGUGUUUGUGUAAAUGUAUGUGUGGUGUGUAUGAAAGUGAAAGAUGAGAGACAGAGGUGAGGCACAAAGAGGAAAACACUCCACACUGUAGGCGCAUACAUGUUUCUAAUUCAGUUUGCUACGCUUACAUCCUGAGUGAACCUUUGAAAUGAAUACCAUGCUGGUGGUAGAUAUAAUUAGGAGAAACAGUAUGAUUUAGGAAUUCGCUUUCAUAAUGUAUUGGAAAAGAGCAGUGUAAUGAAGCACUCACACACUCACAAGUGUGCUCAGGUACAAUGUAGGCUCACUCAUUUCCAUGUGCACACACAAAGUUCUCUGAUACUCUGAAAAGUGUCUGUUAUUUCAGGGUUACUUUGUGCAUUUUUAGAUAGAAAACAGUGAAGAGUAACAGGAAGUGUGAUGAGAGAAGGGAGACAGCAUGUAACAAAAAUGUAAUAUCUUACAGUCUUAUAUUUCUUACUGUAAGAGAAACACAACACAAAUAAAUCUGCCAGUAAUGUGAAGAAUUUUUUAUUUCAGUUUGCAGCAAAUAAAUCUGUUGUGAAAAUUUUGAGAACUUUUUAAGUGAAAAACACGUAAAACGAGCGAUCUGCCUCAUUUGAAGUCAUCACAAUGUGAUGUAAGAAAAUUGAACAAGUCAGAAUCAGGUUGAGAAAAGUAACACUUGAGGACAUUGAGGAGUCAAUUAAAUAACUUGUUAAUAGGGCCAUUUUUACAAUGCACACUGACUUCCUUGAACUAUCUCCCUCAAUGACCCACACAUGGAAACAUCCGCUAACAGGGAUUCAUUAGAUGUUUGAAGCUGCUGCCUGGUGUGUAUAUGUGUGAGUAUGCUUGAGUGUAUGAGCUGUUGCCGUUUUCCCCCUGUCUCUCUCUUCCUCACGCUCUCCUGCACAUCUCUUUGGGAACAUCAAAGGUAUUAGCGCGGUAUUUUCAGGUAGGGAGCCUUCGGGGCUUUAGUGGUGUUUCUGUGGGAGUUUUGGAGAAUUGUGUUUAUCUCUCCUUUGCGGAGCCCUUUUGCAGUCUAACACUCCCGAAAUGUCCCCGAACGGAGAGCAGCAGUGUGUUAAAAAGGCCUUCUGACAGCAACUCUGCUCUCUUCUCUGUCACGCCGCGUGACCGCUUGGUGUAUGCCUCUGGCACUGUCCGGUCUACUGCGUCCAAUAAUGCACCCUACAUAGACAGAGAGAGACAGAGAGAGAGAGACACAUCACAUGUAUACACAUCCGGACACACAAGUUACAUAGACGCACAGGAACUCUGACAAAACUCAAAGAGAAACGAAACUUGGAGGGAACAUACAUCAGUUCACACUUCCCAGUAGCCACACAAGUGCACAUAAAUACACGCACACUUUAAAUUCUAUAGCAAAGUACAUAAAAUUCAAAGUUCGUUUGUGUUGUUUUGGUAGCUCACACAAAAUGAGAUCUCCAAGUACACAUUGAUCCGUCUGUCCGCCUUAGCCAAAAAAAAAGAUGGCCAUCUCUAGAUUACCCUGGAAAUGGGUAGAGGCUGGAAAUGUGGAUCCAUGUGGCUGAUAAAACGUGUUUACCUGUUGGACGGUUCAACAUUGUGCCAAACCAGCCGAGCAGUCAACACCGCUUUGUGAAGCCAAGAAAAACCCAUUUCUUUUAAUGAAAACGGAAACAGAGAGAGAAAGAUACAUACAGGGGAUGAGAAAGAUGCACAGGGAGAGACAAUAAGACGAAGCAGGAGGAGAGAGCAAAGAAUAAGAGAUGUUGAGAUGAAAUAGUGAAGCCGCUAUAAUCAGAAUAAGCUGUUUCUGGCAGACCUUUCUGCUUGUGAAUGUUUGUCUAUAAAAUGUCGUGAAGGUGUGUAUAAGAGAAGAGAGGGAGACAGAAUACAUAGUAUGUUUGUUUGUGUGCACUAUGGUCCAGAGAAUAGCCCAAUCCCCUCAGCUGUGUCACUCACUGCUUAGCAAUGCCAAACAGGAAAUAAAUGUUGCCCACUGGCUGUGUGUGUGUGUGUGUGUGUGUGUGUGUGUGUGUCUCCAGACACCUCUGGCUGCCAGUGUUUCUUUCUUGGAAGUGUGUGAGUGUGUGUGUGUGUGUGUGUGUGUGUGUAUGUGAGUGAGUGUGAGAGAGAGAUGUGUCUGCCCACAGGCCAAAGGCAAACGCAUGCCAGGGAAAGCAGGGCAGUGCCAUCCUUCUCUCCCUGUGCUGUAUUCCCUAUCUCCAAAUCAAUGGCCCUGCUCAAUUUAGCAGUCACGCCAAUCAGUCUUGCUAGCUAUGCUAUAACAAAAACACAACUGGGCUGAAAACUCGCUGCAGCAACUUUCAUCAAUUCUAUUGCAGGAUCUUGGUUCACUUUAUUUUGCGAGAAGACUCAGAAAUUAUUAAGCUGCAAUGCACAACAAGAAAACAAGUUACCAAAGGGGUCAGGUUGUUCGAUAUUACUACUCUGAAUGGCACAGGACUGCAUUUUGGCACUUAGUAAACAUUAUCUAUCUAUGGAGAUGUUUUCUUGCAAUACAAUGAAAAUGCACAUCAACUGAGACACAUUACUUGAUUUUUAACCAGGUAAUCCACUGAUAUUUAAAACAUAUAGUUACUGGGGAAAAAAGACAGAGGCAUAUUUGCAGUUUCAAGCUUUCGGCUUUACUUUAAAGCUCCUAUAAUUUAUAUUUUUUAUAUUAACAUUGGAUAAAAUGACUAUGUGUAUGUAAAAGGAGUUGCUUGUAGUGACAAACCCACAGAUAAUCAUCACCUGACUCUGCAGCAGGCAGCUGUUUUCAGCAAAAAAAGCUCUCAUAAAUCCACUGUACACUACCUGCUCAGCACCAUAUUGCAGAGAGACAAAUAGAGUUAGCGGCUAGCUGGUGGACACAGUGGAGCAUUUAGCAGCUAAAGAGCCAGAAAUUUCCAUCAGGAGUUGGUGGAGAGCAAAACAGAGCUAAAAGGAGAAUAAAUAUUGGACAUUUGUCAGGUGAACACAAACUUGAGUAAGUACUGUAAGCUACUGUUUGCUAACAUGUUUGCCAUAUCAAUUUUAAUAUGUUGGUGGUUACAGCUUGUUUCUGCUGCUCCCAAGUUUCCCAGCCUCCUCUGCCUGCUUCUGAUGAUAGUUUUAAAUUAAAAUUCAAAGCUUGAAACUGUAAAUAUACUUUUGUCUGUUUUUGGAGUAACUCUACUCUUAUACUUGACUUGUGUUUUUGUAUAUUUGUUGUCCAAGCAGCAACAGACAUGGUACAGACCACUGAUGUUUUUUACAGCAGUUUCAAAUCCACCACUCAAGUGUCACAGUUGUCAUUUUUUCAUCAUAGCUAAAUUUCCAACUAGAAGUUUAAAGUGUUAGCAGAUAAAGCACCGUAAUAUAGCUUUUCUUCCCAUAAUAUGCAAGGUCACUGUAUUUAUCACUAUAUAAACUCCAAUAUCAGCUGCUUCCAGGUGUUAAGCACUGUCUUCAGUGUACCGUGCAAUAUAGUUUGAAGCAAAAAGAUGAGGGAACGCUACAAUAUAUUUUUAGCAACCUUUUAUGCAAAUGAAAAACAGCAAAUAAAGCAUUUUUAAAAUACUAAUCUGAAGCACUUUAAAUUAUGUUAGUUGUUGAUGCCGAAUGAACAUUGAAGUAGAUUUAGACGCUACUAAGAAUCCAUUUGAUUUUAUAGUAUCAGUGUUGAUUUCUCUUAUUCUUUCAUUUCCCAGUGUGUGUUUUUGCUAAAUCAUAUUUUUCUAGGAAGCCAGGUGAGACAGCAAUAAAGGUUGAACCAAAAAUCUGGCUAAUCUUUCAUUGGAGUUUUGUCACCAUGUUUCUUGGUGUAAUAUGUUGUUUCCACGCAAAUUGCUUGCAUGAUAGACUAAUAACGUCCAGGCGUGUUUACCUUACAUGCUUAACUGUAGGUCUAAGGAAAAUUGUUAAACAUCAGAGCAGAAGAUGGUGCUGUGCCAUCAAUGAGAGGCCACAGGUCAAAACGCUGGUCCUGUAGUGCAAAAUACUACUUUGUCAAUGCUAUUCAUUGAUCUGGAUCACAGACCCUCACCAACGCUUACACACACAAACAUAGCGCUGCUGAUCUCAGUUCAACAUGAAAGAGAAACCUCAUUCUCAGUUUGUUUUCCUUGUUUUCACUGUCUACUGGUUGUAUUUCUGUGGAAAUAAAGUAUGACAAAUGUG
Siniperca chuatsi (mandarin fish) is the source of this 9093-nucleotide messenger RNA. It is a transcript of the gene ccser2a, whose product is annotated as coiled-coil serine-rich protein 2a. Gene Ontology annotation, biological process: microtubule bundle formation. The coding region runs from base 1090 to 4254 and encodes 1054 amino acids. The transcript is spliced from 10 exons. NCBI's taxonomy places the organism in Eukaryota, Metazoa, Chordata, Actinopteri, Centrarchiformes, Sinipercidae. The record is from RefSeq and is a predicted model, not a curated record. Gene Ontology annotation, molecular function: microtubule binding. Gene Ontology annotation, cellular component: microtubule cytoskeleton.